AUGGCCGCGGAUGACCCCCUGCGAUUCUCUUUGCCUGGGGUGGAUGGAGCGAAGCGCAGCUUAGGACCUCCCUCCACGGCUCCGACCUAUCUGUCGGAGUCGGCUUCGAGUUCCCCCAAAGCUCGACGCCUGCUUGGAAGCGGCCGCUUCAAUGCCGAGGAGUUAAAAUGCUUCCAGCGCAUUCCGUCUCCGUCAUCGACGUAUCAGCAGAAAGCAGAGGUGUACUGGCAGAACAUGGGCCCCAUGAGGAAGGUCCACGGUGACCUGGGUCUCCACACGCUUCCGGCAAUGAGGGGCGAAUUCUAUCGCUACCGCGCUGCCUCGUCGCCCCAGGAAGCCAAAGAGGAGACGACCAGGCAAGAGCCCGUCGCCGAGAAGCCUACGCUGCUGCCGAGGGAGGAGAUGACGGCGAGCUUGCUAGAUGAGAUCUAUCCUCGGCGACCACCCUCCAGGGAGAAGGAAGAAGAUGCGAGAGGCAAGUCUCAGAAUCAGAAGCUGCGCAAGCAGACCGCAUCCAAUUUGCCAGAGCAGACUGGCCACAUCUCUGGAGAACGUGCCACGCUUGCAAACGGGCUCGCGGCCAACAAAAACUUGUCGCAGGCUUCUCGACGGCUGAUCCAUUUUCGACAAAGGAUCCUUGAGAAGUUCUCGACCAUGAAGUCUGCCUUCGAAACGUUUGCACAGGAGCAUGGCCCUCACGGCACCACAAAGGAGCUUACGAAGAAGGAAUUCUCACGGUUCCUCUUCCGUCACUUCAACGGCCUCCCGAAGGAGGAACACAUCAAAAUCUUCGAGUUCCUGGACCAUGACAAGAAUGGCGUCGUGUCGCUCGACGAGUUUCACACGGCCGUCGAGGCCGCUGCGCCAGUGAAAUCUCUCGAGGACUUGCGUCGGAAGUGGAUCGCACUCGGCUACACCUCCAUGAGACAGGCUUUGUUGGGCAUGGACCUGCACAAGGAGCCUGGCAGAUCCUUUACCCUGGCGGAGUUUGGGGCACACCUCGCCCGGGUAGGAAUUGAAGAGGAGAUAGAGCAUCAGAACAUCUUCGGGGCAAUCCGAGACCCUCACAGCUCACACCAGACUGUAACGCUGGAAAUGCUAGCGGCAGCCAUGAGUGCCAUUUCUCCUUCCUUGUUGUUGGAGGACCUACGUGACAAGAUCCUCAAGAAGUUUGGGACGCUCUCCAACUGCUUCGCAGCGCUUGACAUGGAUCAGGGCGAGUCUUUGGACAUUGGGGAGUUCAUCCGCUAUGCCGUUCCUGCAUGGAAGUUGACGGCUCACGAGGCAGGCAAAGCUUUCCGGCUGAUAGACGUGGACGGCAGCCUCCAAAUAAGUAAAGACGAAUUCGUCACUGCACUCACGCUUUCAGAGCCAAACCUCUAUCUGGAUGAGAUUCGUCGCAAAGUUCGCCAACGUUUCCGAAGUAUGCGAGGGCUGCUCAACGAGGGCAACGAGGACGACAUCGAAGUUGAUGAGGUGGAUUUGAAGCCGCCUCCACCACCGGCUGUGGAGAUUGCACCCUCCAGGAAAGGAUCUCUCUAUCAGAGGCAUUCCAUCGUGGUGCAGGACUCCCCGCGCAGCGACGGCAACGGCAACGGCGGGAUGACUGCCGAAGAGACGGGGCCCAAAAACGCUACGGGGGCGUCCUGGAUCGCGAAGCAUUCGGGCCUCGGUGCCGAGAAGGCGCAAGACCUGCUCAAGGACCUGGUUGGACCCGCCUCUGAAACCGAAGAUGACGGCCGCACUCCCGAGGAGUAUCAGGAAAUGCUCGGACAGGUGGUGGGUUUCGAGAUGUUUCCAGCACAUGACUGCAGACUUGUGGUAAAGACUCUUGCCGUCGACACCACCUGCGUUGCAAACGGAGCCAUCCUGCUGGAGCUGGUCUUCGUAGAUCUCGGAAGCACCGAACGAGAGCCUCCAAGGGGAGAGAGCCAGUUUCAAGCGGACCCUCAAUUAGUUCAAGAUCUCGAAGACUCCAUCCCAGCGUCCCUCCGGGCAGUACCGUAUGAGAAGAACGGAAUCAAGAGAGUGCAGCUUUCCGAGCAAGACACGAAAGCACUCUUCAAUCUCAUGGACGUGAACCGCGACGGCAAGUUGACAACGACGGAGUUCGAGCACGGCGUGCGGCUCUUCGCCCCCUCCACGGCCCUGGAGGACCUUCGCCUGGCCUGCAUCUCGAAGUACGGAGGCAUCCCUGAGGCCUUUGCAUCCCUCCGCCCGGAGCAGCGAGAGGCCAGUUUGGAGUAUCACCAGCUCAAGAAGAUACUGGAGGAUAUUCGUAUAUGGGAUGAGGGCACCGGUGAUCUGCGAUUGAUCAUGGACAUCGUAGAGUGCACCAGAGACGGUGGGACCAGCAUCGGUGAACUUAUGGCAGCCCUCCAAGCUGGGCAGUCCGGAACACAGGUUCGGCUCCCGGCGGAGCAGCGUGAUGCUAAAGUGCGGCAGCAGGUGAAGUGGCAGAUGGCUCCUUUCCGCCGAUGUGCUUCUGAUCUGCGAGCCCAUGUUCGGGAGAAGCUGAAUGCCCACGAGUUGGAGCAGAUGUGGAAUCCCAGGUCUCAGGAGUCGCAUGUUGCGGACAAGAGCAAGAGUGCAGCCCUGCGUGCAGAGACUCAGACGGCCAUCCACAAGUGGAAGAGGGAUAAGAGUCUGCCCGCCUUGCGGCGCAUCGAUCAUGAGGGUCAAGACCCUUCCUGGGCCGGGUUGUCUGUAGCUGCCGAGGAAGAGCUUUCCAGCAACACCAUUCCGUGGGGCCCCAUGCGAACGAGCUUCUCCAAGGUGUUUCUGAAGACUUUGGACACCAAGGAGCUCAGGCCCAUCAUCAAUUCCAUGCACCACUACUACGCCACUGCAGGGGAGACGGUGACGAGCCGUGAGGCUUUUCUGAACAAGCAGCAAAGCAGGUUCGAGCAGUUCAAGAGCUGUACGCACCAUUACAAACUCCUGACGCGACAGCCUGGAGGAACCUGA
Molecule: messenger RNA, 2967 nt
Organism: Symbiodinium sp. CCMP2592
Lineage: Eukaryota; Dinophyceae; Suessiales; Symbiodiniaceae
Source: the annotation of a GenBank genome assembly